Messenger RNA from Fomitiporia mediterranea MF3/22, 1916 nucleotides. RefSeq lists its product as uncharacterized. NCBI's taxonomy places the organism in Eukaryota, Fungi, Basidiomycota, Agaricomycetes, Hymenochaetales, Hymenochaetaceae. The transcript has 2 exons. Bases 9 to 1700 code for a protein of 563 amino acids. The record is from RefSeq and is a predicted model, not a curated record.
CGAUCAACAUGGUGGCCUCCCCGACUGCAACCCACAUGCGCAACGUCAUUGAGAUCGAUGAGAUCCUGCGCACUGUCCUCCGCUUUUGCGAUAAACCAGCUCUAGCACGUCUCGCUCGCACUGCUAAAUUAUUCUCAGACCCCGCACUCGACGUCCUCUGGGAGAACCUCGAGUCGUUUACCCACCUCCUCAAGGUAUUCCCUCCAGAGCUCAUGUCAUGGCACCCAACAGAUGCUACCGCACAGCCUAAACCUACCGUGAAUCAUCUCAUUGUUCCUCGAGACUGGAAACGCUUCUCACAAUACGCACGACGCGUGCGGACUUGGGGUCCAGAGGACUUGGCUUACAUUGAAGAGCCACUGGUGGAUCAUAUUGCCUUUGGACGCGAUCCUGGGUUUAUUUUGCCUCGGCUGACGCAUAUGGAAGUGACGGCCACAACUGUCUCUGGCGUCCAUCUUCAAACCCUCAUGCUCUGCCCGUCGCUCGAGUCGGUCUCCAUUUGGAAUGCAGAUCCGAAUAUUUAUGCCACACGUUCCAUGAACACGUUCUUCCGCACUCUCGCAGAUCGCUCCCCGAAAUUGAAUAAGCUCAUCGUGCAUUGGGGAGACGGCGCCGCUAUCACCCCGCCAUUCAUGGAAGGCCUCAUGGACGUGUUCUCACAGGAACCUUCAGAGCUCAAGUCGGUCAACUUAUGGACUCCGAACUGCGUCGAUGCGAAAGGAUUUUCGAGUCUCGCACAGCUCCCUCACCUCACAACUCUACAUCUCAACCUCAUUGGGAACACCAACUUGCUCGUUUCGCAAAUCGGGGACAAUUCGACAGCAUUCACUUCUCUACAGAACCUCUUCCUUGCUGGAGAAACCGAGGGUUUUUACAAAGUCUUCAGGUGUUUUGGCUGCUCAUCGUCCAUGGUCAGCCUUGGCUUCAGCGUACGCGAAUAUCCCAAGUCUCGGGAUCUGCGGCAGCUUUUCGAGGCUGUUGCGGCAAAAUGCCCUUCUCUACGUCUACUUCAGUUUAAUGUACCCAAACAGGAGAUUAAUAUCCAAAUUGCGAAUAGACUAUACAAUACGAAUCCUGAACUAUACCAUCACGACAUGGAGGUCCUCAAACCUCUUCUUACCAUGCGGAACUUUGCUGCUGUGCACCUCGAACUCGGCGUACCACUCUAUCUCACGGACAUGGACCUGUUCCAUCUAGGUGCUGCGUGGCCGACGAUAGAGGUUCUUAACUUGUGCUCGGACCCGUAUUGCGAGCGGGCUAGGACUGUUAGGCCUGCAGCCACAAUAGUUGGACUUCUCGCUAUCACGGAAGCCUGUCCGUCUCUCCAGCAUUUUGGACUUUUUCUAGAUUGCAGUACAGGGAUAUCGGAGAACACUAUCGCGAGCUCGAACGUCGCCUCGCAUGCACUCAUUAACCUGGACGUGGGGCGCUCGAGAGUAUUGGAUCCUGCGCUCGUUGCGGCGCUGUUGAGUGGGGUGUUCCCGUCUUUGAAAGUGUUUCAGUGGGCUGGGAUGGAUAAUCAUAACACGACUAUCAACAUGAAUACGGACUCGACGGAGAAUUUGGUUCAGGAAGGGUAUGCAACUGGAUGGAGACAGGUGUUUGAUUUGUUGCCUGUUUUUAGAGCUGUAAGGGCAAAUGAGAGACGCGCGAGGACGUUGGCAGUGGAGGAAGGAAAGGAGCUUAUGGCCGUGGAUUGAAUUUGAUUUCUUGGAUGACUUGCGAUGUCCUUUCGCUUGCGUCAUUGAAGUUCUCUGGUCUACAAGCAUUCUCUUGCAUUCUUGGAUCUACGAUUUUUAUGUGCAUCGGAUAUGGAUUGCUUCACAUGGUACUUUUUUUUUGCAUUUUCUUGAUCUUGUGUACUUUCGGGAUGAUUUACAGACUGGUAUUGAUUAUGUACUAGUGGCCAUAGAAAU